AUGGGUAUUUGGUCGCCUGUUCCUUUUGUGAAUUUUCACGAUGCUAUUUCGGAGGCUUUGGCGGACCCAUUACUAGUAGACCUUACAACUCAAUCUAAACUUCAAGAGCUUUUCGAUGUUGUUUCAGACGACCUUAAGAAUCUUUUUGAUGUACCGCCAAAAUCUUCUGCAAACAGAGAACUUUUAAGAUCUGGUGAAAUUACAAUCAACAAUGUCAAAUAUAGCGUUAAUCAAGAAUUUAUUAAUGAAGCAAGCGCACUUUCAGACGAGCUUUCAAUCGACGAGCUAAUUGCUUCUGAAUUCCUUUUAAAUGCACAAGAAGCUUCUAAACAGUCUCAUACACAACCAAUCCAAGCAAGUAUUGCAACUUUUCAUUUGCGACGACAAUAUAUUCUCAACAUAAUUGCUUUUAUUAUUGGAAACUUUAUUGAUCAAGGCCCUUUAGCAACAAAGAUACAGUCAUUUGCAAAAAAUCUGGAAAGUGGACAGACUUCAUUUUUUUCUCGCGUCUUAUCAUCACUUAAAUCUGUUGAAGCUAAUUUUACUUCUCUUGAUGAGAAGGAGUCGAGAGGAGCUAUUCUUGGCCAACUUGAGAGUUCCGACUUUCGCAACCAACUGAAACUUGAACGAGAUUUUCUUCUCAUAGAACACCAAAACCUUUCUCAAAUUCUUUACAGUAUCAUUCAAAAAGGUAGUAUUAAAUACACUACCGAUUUUAUUACUCUCAUACAACACGUUCGCCAGUUAGAUACAUACAACUCUCUCUUAGUUCACUAUAUUCCAGCAAUCCAUGCAAUUUCUUUACAGUUAGAUCCUUACUUGAGUGCUUCACCACAAAAUCUAGAUUUACCGGCCAUUGCCAACAUUGCAAAAGAAUUUAAAGAUUCCAAAAGUUGGAGACUUGGCUACUGGAGAGGUCUUGUUCAGUUUAUUUUUUAUACAUAUGCAACCGGCUUAUAUCGAUCCAAGUAUGUUGAAAGUGAUGGCUCAAAUACUCCUAAUUCUGCAAAUGAACUUGAUUUCAAAGCCGAUUUACAAGACCCUAUAAAGGAAUCAAUUGAUGAUGGUGCUUUAGAACUUUUAAUGUUUACUGCUAGUGAUAUCAAUCCUUCUUCUAUCAACUUUGAACCUUUUUACGAUUUUCGUCCUGAUCUUAAAUUUUGUGUCCCAGAUUUUAAGUCAUUAGGUCGCUUUUCAAAUGGAAUUUCAGAUCUCAUUUAUUCAAACCUUGAGAAACUUACUGAAGGUGUCAUUACAAACCUGGCGGACAUUCUCCGUGAAAUGAGACUGAAUGAAGAAGAUAUGUACUUGGCAAAUGCCCAAAGAGAAAUUUAUGAUGGUGCUAAUGAAGAAAACACAUGCGGUGUGGACUUGGAAAGAUUUUUCAUCUUCAUCUGUUGCCUUUAUUACGACCGUCCUGAUUCGGCGUUGCCGUUUUGGGUCGACCAAGAAAGCGAUUUAUAUAACUUCGUUUUGUGGGCUUCCCAAUGCGAUAUCGUCUUUAUGGCUACUGCUUUUAGCGCAAUGUUGGCAUCUCUUGCGUCUGGUCCGGCAUGCGCCUUAGCGGUUCAUAAAUUCCUUUCAGAGCAUGCGACAAAUCCUUCUUUUGCUUCCAGAACAAGGAAAAUUGCAAAGCUAUCAUGGAGCCAAAUAAUUAAGGCUCUUUCUUCAAGCAUAAAGAACCUCAAACCUCCGCAACCACCACCAAGCUCUCUUCUUUUGUCUAAAGCAAAAGUUAUUGCUGAUAUCCCUGAGUUAGACAGCUCUGAUGUUUGGAUUCUCACCACUUAUUUGCAAAUUCUUUCUCAGGUUGUAAAGUAUAGCACCGAAGCAAGAGACGAGCUGUUAACCAGUUACCUAAGUUCAAGCGGUGAUGGAAAACAACCCACAAAGCCUGAAAACGCCAAUGGACCCAACGGCACUCUUCCACCCCCAGCACCGGUUUCAGGAUCAAAUUCUUUGGUUAUAUCUUCCUCAUUAUCCAAUGGAGCUGUUACUCAGGUUCAACAACCUCUUGCUGAACCACCCAAGGAAAAAGACAAUGGCUUGGUUGUUUCAAUCCUUUUUGAAUUUUUAUCAUUCUACACACCUCUGUUUGGUCCAAUUCUUUACACACUCUCGGGAUUUGCACUUUCCGAAUCUCAACAAGUUAAGGACAACCUUUGGACAGCUUUAGAUCAAUGGCUAUUUAAUACUACUAUUGCUUUCCCCCAAAAUGAGUAUUUAGGUGCCGAUGUUGCUUCUAAAGAGCGUUUAUUUAGAUUAAUGAGCUCAUUUCCUACUGUAUAUGGGUUCGUUUCAUUUUUAGAGGCUCUUUUACGACCAUCAUCUACUCAGCAAUCUGAUCUAUAUUCUCUUCCUUUUCCUGAAAAUCUUGGAGGGAAGUACCGAAGUCCAGGACUUUGGCCUUAUGUUGAUUUCAUUAUUAAUGAAGUCUUUGUGACGUCCGCCACAUCAACAACAAUGUCUGAAAAGUCUAAGAUGCAAAUUCAGUUACCUACAAUUAGAUUUAUCUUGCAUUGCCUUCAGCACUUUGAUCCUGAAAUUCCAAUUAUUUCUGCUAGUGCUGGAAUUGAUAUCAACGUCAUUGUUAAAACCCAGACUUUCCAAGAUUUUAUCCAAAUUCAUCCCAGCUCAAUUGCCAUGAAUUAUCUUUUUAGCACCAAAAUCUACACGCCUUUAAUAGAGAUAGCUUCUGUUGGAAUUGAUGCUGUUUCUGAGUUACCUGAAGACAGCCCCACGGUUUCGAUUCUUAUUGACACUUUAAGAAUAAUUAAUGAUAUUCUCAACCUUCAAAAUAUUUUUAUUGAUGCUGUUAAAAAGGCCAACAGAGCUGGUGACUCUGGUCCUAUUCAUUUGAGCACUCAUGGGUUGUCUUCUUUUGAAGAUGCUAUUUUAUUCAAUCUUUCAAUAAUCUCACAUCUUGCAUUAUACACAAGCUCUCCAAAUGCCACAUUGGCACGACUUUCUUUAUCGCUGUUGGACAGGGUUUCUCAUUCGAGUCAAUUUUCAACACCUUCUUAUUCUACUGUGGAUUCUCGAAUUCGUGGCAAUCGCCUAUUAAGCAUUUUGGAAGCCGUUGAUGAUUCUGUUAGAAUUAAGGAGGGAAUUAUUGAGCAAUUGACUCGUCCUCUGGAUUCAUAUGUUAGCACAGGCUUGAUUCCUGAUGCAGGGCUCAGAAUUAAAGAGGAAAUUCUAAAGUUUUUAAUUUCCAAUCUUCCUUCUACUUACAAGGAAGCUUCGAUUUCUCAUCUUCUUUUGGGAUUUAAAAUUAAUAGUGAUGGAUCUCUUUCUCCUGAUUCUACAAGAGGUGGUAUUUUUUCAGAAAUUUCGAUUCUUGAAACCAUUAUUCAGACUGCUUUUAACUCAAACAGAGCCAUUACAGGAUCUUAUAUUCCAUAUCAACCAGCCCGUAUUUCUAGCUUAUGUUACAAAAUUAUUCGUUUGCUAAUCAAGAACUCUCUUUCGACUGGAAUCAUGAUCGAGUAUCUUCGUGAAAAGAGCUUCUUUUUAAGCAGCCUGAAAUCUGAGCCCAUUGUUGAUUCAAGAGCUAUAUGGGACGAAAUUCCAUUUGAAGAUGUGCCUGAAUUUUAUACAUCCUAUUCUGCUCGUGCUUUUCUUUGUUUUAUUGACAAGCGAGCUUCGCUUCUGGAAUGCUUAUCUAUCGAGCUACACGCUGCUGCACUCAGUGGAUCUCUUUCUGCAGUUUCUCGGUACAUGGAGGCUCUCGCUAAUAUGAAUAUUAAAAAUGAUGAUACUUUUGAGACUUCUUCUGCAACAAAGAUUUUAUCAUUUUUAGAUGUUGUCGAGUAUACGAUUCCACCCAAAGAGCGCCUUAAUGAGGAAAUCACUAGCACAUUUGGUGAACAGUUGGUUGCCCAUAUUCUCAGACGAGAUUCAGAACUUGAUGAUCAGAGUGCUGUGGCUGAGCUGACCUAUCUUUUGAGACUCAAGGGUCUUGAACUCAUGGGUACUGGUCACAUCACAUCUCUUAACGACCCCAGCUUUGUUCAAGCAAUCGAUUCUGUGAUUAUCAGUUUUACUCGUAACAGACUCCUUGACAGACUGAGAAGCACACAACUUUCUUGCUUACAGGCUUGGAGCAAACUUCUCCUUGUUGUCGUUAAUGAUUCUGAUUUGGCACCUAAUGAUCGCACUAAUCUAUUGUUAGAAGUUUUCCAAUCUGUUGUCCAUAAGCUAAAGCUCUAUUCUACGACUGAUUCUGAGUAUGCUGAAAAUUUGGCGUCUCUUUUGGUUUCGCUUUACAGUAUAUACCUUAGCGAUAUUAAUGCUAUGGAGCGCACAAUUUCAAAUAAAAAUCCAUCGCUUCUCAAGAAAAACUCCGCCGAGCGAACACACCCUCUUUUUAAGGCUGUCAUCUCCUCGAUUUUAACCUCCAACUCUACACCUACACUUCGCUCUGAGCUAUAUGUCAUUGCCUACAAGUAUCUUAAGAAUGUUUUAUCUGACGAGUCUUUGACUGCAUCUUCAUCUAUUAUUCGAAACUGUUUGCAGACGAUUCGUGUUUCUGGUGAUAAACUUAUUGAGUUUAUUUGCAAUGAUGCUCUUAAUGGUGAAGGUACCACUCGACUCACUGCCUACAUUUUACUAGAGGUUUUCAGCACACUUUCUAUUCGUGCCAAGUCAACAUUUUUGCUGGAUACUCUUGUUAAAUACAAUAUGCUUCUUCUCAUUGUUAGAUCAAUUUCGCACUGCGACGAAGAAAUCGUCAAAAGAGAUGAUCUUCAAUUCUCUUAUUUGUCAACGACUAAUAAAAGAUCUCAUCUAUCGGGUGUUUUUGCAGCUGCAAACCGUCAUUACCAGAUUAUGAUUUUUAAGUCCAUUGUAUCUCUGCUUUUGCAGUUAGCUCGGACUAGACAUGGUGCUCACCAAAUUACUCAGUGUGGUCUUUUUGAAAUUCUUAAAACAUGCAAGUUUUUGCGUAUCGAUCCUGACGUAGGAAUCGAUGUUCGAUCAGCAUUUAAUCCUGUUUUAACAAACAAGAAGUUUGAUGCUUCAUUUUCAAAGGGCGAAAAUCUGAGUGACCCAACAAUUGCAGGUAUCCGCAAUUUCCGAAGUGUGCUUUUCCGUGCAUUUUCUCGUUCUUACUCUGGUACCAAUGAUCCUAAUUCGCCGUUUUAUGACGACCACAUUAAUGCAAGCAACCAUGGCUCAAGCGCUUUCAAUAAUACGUCUAAUGGAGCUGGUCCUGUAGGAGAAGCUCCUGUGCCGUUCUUUUCUGUUUUCCAGUAUGACCCGCAGGCGACGUUUUACUAUUUGGUAAAUCCUACAUUCCAACUUAUCACAGCUACACUUUUGUCAUUAGGAAGUGAGAAUGAACCUGUAAUUGCUCGUGUGCGAUCAUUUUUGCAAAGCCAUGAACUAUUAGUUGUGGCACUACUGCGUAAAGAUGUUCUUGCUCGCGGGAAGCCUGCGGAUUUCCUGGAAGAUGACCAGCUUUUUGACGAUGAUAUGGAUUUGCUUCCUCUAAGCAAGAAGCCUACACCGGUACAUGAAGAAAAACCACAAAUGGAACAACAGGAUAGUUUGUCAUCACUAGUAAACCACAUUGUACUUUUGAUAUCUCUUACAAACUAUGUUCCAGGAAUCCAGCAAAACUAA
Magnusiomyces paraingens is the source of this 5622-nucleotide messenger RNA. RefSeq lists its product as uncharacterized. NCBI's taxonomy places the organism in Eukaryota, Fungi, Ascomycota, Dipodascomycetes, Dipodascales, Dipodascaceae. The record is from RefSeq and is a predicted model, not a curated record. The coding region runs from base 1 to 5622 and encodes 1873 amino acids. The transcript is spliced from 2 exons. Gene Ontology annotation, biological process: nuclear pore organization. Gene Ontology annotation, cellular component: nuclear pore; nuclear pore inner ring. Gene Ontology annotation, molecular function: structural constituent of nuclear pore.